Silurus meridionalis is the source of this 1341-nucleotide messenger RNA. It is a transcript of the gene ak4, whose product is annotated as adenylate kinase 4. Gene Ontology annotation, cellular component: cytoplasm; mitochondrion. Lineage: Eukaryota; Metazoa; Chordata; Actinopteri; Siluriformes; Siluridae. The transcript has 6 exons. Gene Ontology annotation, molecular function: nucleoside diphosphate kinase activity; AMP kinase activity; ATP binding. Gene Ontology annotation, biological process: nucleobase-containing compound metabolic process. The record is from RefSeq and is a predicted model, not a curated record. Bases 190 to 870 code for a protein of 226 amino acids.
GUUGAAAUUUCUCGUCCAUUCAUUUGCAGAGAACGGGGGUAGACCCCACCUUCUCCAGCACGGCCUGGGUGGAGGGCGUUUAGAAAAGCGGUGGUGAAAACGGCAAGAAAACACUGGAGAGUUUUUUUUUUUGGUUCUUCUUCUUCUUUCUGAAUCAGAAAGUGCACACCAGGUUGGGGUUUCAGGGAGAUGUCGAAGCUUUUCCGAGCCGUGAUCUUGGGUCCUCCGGGCUCGGGGAAAGGCACCAUCUCGGAGCGGGUGGCGAGCAUCUUCGGCCUGCAACAUCUGUCCAGCGGUGACUUUCUGCGCCAGAACAUCACGGCUAAUACGGAGGCUGGAAUUUUGGCUAAAACGUACAUAGAGAAAGGUGCUUUGGUGCCAGACCAUGUGAUGACCCGCCUGAUGCUUCCCCGGCUUGAGGAAAUGACCCGCCACAGCUGGCUUUUGGAUGGUUUUCCUCGGACCCUAGCCCAGGCUGAGGCACUAAACAGUGCCUGUGAUCUUGAUGUUGUCAUUAGCCUUAACAUUCCCCUGGAAACGUUAAAGGAAAGACUGCGUCAUCGCUGGAUUCACCCGGCCAGUGGAAGGGUGUAUAACAUGUGCUUUAACCCUCCCCGUGUUCAGGGAGUGGAUGAUAUCACAGGAGAGCCACUGAUUCAACAUGAAGAUGAUAAACCAGAGGCUCUGGUUGCCCGUCUGAGGCACUACAAAGACGUGGCAAAGCCUGUCAUAGAUUUAUACAGGGCCAAAGGCAUCCUACACAUGUUUUCUGACACAGAGACGGACCGCAUCUGGCCAUACGUCAGCUCACUACUGAGUGCUAAGAUCCCGACAGACCAUGCAGACGUUCAGAGGGCCACAACCCACUGAAGAAAUGGUUAAUGUUUUUUUAAUGGUCAAUUCUACACAUCAGAAGAUCAGUUAUCACUGUAUUACAUCAUUCACAUCAUUUUUUGAAAAAGGAAUCAUUCCUUAAAUUCUAUCAAAUGCAGUGUAUCAACAGUGAAUUAUCAGGAUCAUUUUAGGUUAAAAGUGUUAUUUUAGGUUCUGCAAAAAACAUGGCAAAGCUUGCAUCUGUCUUAGAAAUCAUUAGCUCAGAUGUAGAAUACCUGUUGACUAACCUGGAUGUUUUUUUUUUUUUUGUGUGUGUUUUAUAGAAACACAGCUAAAUAUAUGAACUAGAAAUAAGUAGAAUCUUCACAAAUCUGUUUUUUUUUAAAGUUUAUAUGUGGAAUAAGUAAGUGAUAAAGGACAGGUGUCAUGUUUUACAGGAUUCCUGUGAUGUACAGUAUUGUUCAAAAUAAUAGCAGUACAAUGUGACUAACCAGAAUAAUCCAGGUU